GUCAGGAGUCACAAAUGGCGGCCACCGUGGAGGCAGCAGCCGGCAUGAGCAAUAUGCUGCAAUUCAUGAAACUUAUCGGACAGCUCAAAAGGGUCCCACGCACUGGAUGGGUGUACAGGAACGUAAAGAAACCAGAGAGUGUAUCAGACCACAUGUACCGCAUGGCCAUGAUGUCUCUGACCAUCACAGACCCCACAGUGGACAAGAGCAGAUGCAUAAAGCUGGCUCUGGUUCAUGACAUGGCAGAGUGCAUUGUGGGAGACAUCGCUCCAUCGGACAACAUCAGUAAAGCUGAGAAACACAGGCGAGAAGAGGAAGCGAUGAAACAUCUAUCAGCUCUUCUACCGGAGGGCCUCAAACAGGAGAUGUAUGGGCUGUGGGAGGAAUAUGAAACUCAGAGCAGUCAGGAGGCCAGGUUGGUGAAAGAGUUUGACCUCCUGGAGAUGAUCAUGCAGGCUCACGAGUACGAGGAGCUGGAGGGAACGCCGGGACGACUGCAGGAGUUCUUUGACUCCACCAACGGUCGUUUCCAGCACCCAGAAGUGCUCCAGCUCCUCAGCUCUCUGAAUGAAGAGAGGGCAUGUCACAUGACGAAAACGGACGAAUCAAAGAAAUCUGACGCUGAAUCUUCACAGCCACAUACGUCGUCACACACCUCUUGACU
Molecule: messenger RNA, 664 nt
Organism: Anoplopoma fimbria (sablefish)
Lineage: Eukaryota; Metazoa; Chordata; Actinopteri; Perciformes; Anoplopomatidae
Gene: hddc2
Product: HD domain containing 2
Exons: 6
Coding region: 15-662 (215 amino acids)
Cellular component (GO): cytoplasm
Molecular function (GO): 5'-deoxynucleotidase activity
Source: RefSeq, a predicted model, not a curated record